AUGCCAGCACCGCUCACGGAGCUUGUACUGCUCCCUCUGCUAUUCUUGUCAGGCGCCCAUGCUGCGACAACGACUACAAAGACAAGCACUACAUCAAUCUUCCUGCCCUCGCGCUCCACAUCCUCAGGCUACCACAUCUACGCCACGGCGCUGACCUCGGAUGCCUCAUCAACCGAGUACCUCCUCGCGUGCCAGACCAUCUUCACCGCGCCGUACUCGUGUGGCGGUGACUUCACGGGUGUGACACUGACCGUGGCGCCGACGUCGUUGCACCUGAACCUAGGCCCGUCCGCAGGCGUCGAGUUCGACUGCAAGCUGUCGUCAACAUCUGCCAAUCCGGGCGGCGCCGUGUGCACGACGACCAGCUCGGGCAUCGUGGCUACGAGCACGGUGGCAACGCUUGCCAGUGCCGAGACUGCGCGGCGCGCGACCGCCAUCACCAUCCUGGACGACGGCCGCAAGAAGGGGAGCAGCACUACGGGCACUAGGAGCACUACAACCUCGAGCCGGAUCACCGGUGCGGGCUCGUCGACGACCACCACGGCGGCGGCCGGGAACGGGCUGUGUAAGCGCAAGGUCACAGGAGGGUCAGGAGGGAGCGGAGGCGAUGGCGCUACUACGGAUGGUGACACCUCAGGUGGGAGUGCUACCACGACGAAGGGUUCCGGAGGUGAUGGCUGCUCAGGAGGAAGCAAGGCGGAAGCUGGGAUGGUGGUGAUGGGCUUGCUGACAUUAGGCACGGUGGUUGGAAUGAUUAUGUUAUAA
This is a messenger RNA of Neoarthrinium moseri, 765 nucleotides long. RefSeq lists its product as uncharacterized. Lineage: Eukaryota; Fungi; Ascomycota; Sordariomycetes; Amphisphaeriales; Apiosporaceae. The coding region runs from base 1 to 765 and encodes 254 amino acids. The transcript has a single exon. The record is from RefSeq and is a predicted model, not a curated record.